AGGUCGUGUUCAUGAUAUUGCUUAGCUGGAAAGCGUUCCUCAUUCAGCUGCUCAUAGAGGGCGUUGAUAGGGAUGUGCUCGUAAGAGAAUCUAAUUGGUCGACUCAGUCUCUCAGACUACGGAUUUUGACCGGUCACGGUUCUUCACUUGCGAGGUGCCUCCUUCAUCCAAUAGGUGGCGUUAGCGAGUUAGGAACAUACGAAAGGCGCGACCUUCAACAUCUCGAGUGUUUCAAUCGUAUAUAUUAGGGUUCCUUCGCUAACAGCAGGGCAGUGUGUUCUCUGACGGAAGAGGAGGUAGGGACACUGAAGUUGCGCAAGUGGAUGGAAUCGCAACGUCACGCAUCUUCUGGUUUGCCUGCCGAGAUUACUUCAACGUGAAGCAAAGAUGCGGCUGACGCCGUCUCUAUGCUCGAUGGCGCUGGGGCUGGCGCUGGCGUUGGCGGACAGCGCGGGAGCUGCGCGCAUCCUGGCGCUCUUCACAAUCCCCGGGCGCAGCCACUUCAUCGUGACGUCAUCGCUGGCGCGCGCGCUGGCCGAGCGCGGCCACGAGGUGGUGGUCGUGUCUCCCUUCACCACCAGCAACCCUCCCGCCAACUACACCGACCUCACCAUUUCUGACCCCAUGGACACUGCCGCGAAAACUGACUUCUACAGUUUGGGCAACCUGUCGCCCGUGGCCAUGCUGCUCUACAUGUGGAGCAUGGGGGUCGGCAUGUGCCGAGGGAACCUGGCCGACCCGAAGUUGAAGACGCUAAUCCAUUCCAAGGAGAAGUUCGACCUGUUGAGUGCGUUCGGCGGCGCGGUGUGGAUGGGCGACUGGGUAGGCAAUCCCAGCCCACCGGCGUACGUGCCCGACCCCUUCCUGGACUUCAGCGACCGCAUGUCGUUCAAGCAGCGCCUCAUAAACACGGCGCUGGGGGUUCUGGAGCGCGCUGGCCGCGCCUACUACUAUCUGCCGGGCAUGGACGCUGCGAUGCGCGAGGGCUUCGAGGACCCCGACAUGCCCUACAUCGCAGACAUCGAGCGCAAGACCAGCGUAGUGCUAGUCAACUCGCACUUCAGCGUUUCCUAUCCGCGCCCCGCUGUGCCGGCCUACGUGCAGGUGGGCGGGCUGCACAUCAAGAAGCCCAAGCCCCUACCGCAGGAGCUGCGCGCGUGGCUGGACGCGGCGCCGGCCGAGGGCUUCAUCUACUUCAGCAUGGGCUCCAACCUGCGCAGCGCAGACAUGCCGGCGGCCAAGCGCGAGGCCUUCCUGCGCGCCUUCGCCGCGCUGCCGCAGCGCGUGCUCUGGAAGUGGGAGGAGGACACGCUGCCGGGCCAGCCGCCCAACGUGCGCCUCGCCAAGUGGCUGCCGCAGCAGGACAUUCUUGCGCAUCCGAAGCUAAGGCUGUUCAUCACGCACGGUGGCCUCAUGAGCACGCAGGAGGCCGUUUACCACGGCGUGCCCGUCGUCGGCAUCCCCAUCUUCGGUGACCAGCAGCUCAACAUGAACAGGGCAGCUGCCGCCGGCAUAGGUGUCGCCUUGAACUUCCAGGUUGGCGCAGCGGCGUUCGCCCUCGCUCGUCUGCGCGAACCAUUUGCCUGGCGAGGCCGCCGCUCAGUCGAGCGCAUUGCACUGCCGCAGGACGUGACGGCGGAGGCGCUGGGCGCGACGCUGCGGCGCGUGCUGGGCGACGCGACGUACCGCCAGGCUGCCAAGCGCCUGUCCGCCGUCUUCCACGACCGCCCGCGCCCACCCAUGGAGGAGGCGGUCUACUGGACGGAGUACGUGAUCCGGCACGGCGGCGCGCACCACCUGCGCUCGGCGGCUCUCGAAGUCGGCUGGUGGCAGUACCUGUUGCUGGAUGUGGUGGCGGCGCUGGCGGCGGCGACGGCGCUGGUGGCGGCGCUGGCGUGGCUCGCGGCGCGCGCGCUGCUCCGCCGGCUGUGCGGCGGCGGAGGCGGCCGCGUCAAACCCUCUGACAAGCGGGAUUAGAGGCGUGCGCCGCCAGAGUUGCCAGGUGGAGGAUUUUAUCACUAACUUUGAUGGGUUUUGACCUUUAGUAAAAUUUUGGUUGGGGAUUUUAUUUACACUAUACUUUUGAAACUUUUUUUUUUCAAAAACAAAUAGAAGAACUUAACUGAAUUAACUAGAUUCAUUCAAAUCAAAAUCUUUAUGUCAAUAGCGAACAAACAUAUUAACUGAAUGACAUUGAUGAAAAAAUGUUAGAUAUGUCGGAAAUAUAAAUGUUUAAGUACAUUAUUACACAUAUAUAAGUGUGCACAUUAUUAUGUAAAUAGUUUUAAUUCAAUUUUAUAGCACAAAAAUAUAGGUAUUUGCUGUAAAAUAUAAAUAUAAUCGUAUACAAUGAAUAAUAUUUUUCGUAUUUCUUUAAUUUCCAAACACCUCAUAUAUUUUCAAAAUGAAAUAAUCAUUAUUUGAAUUUUUCGAUUUCAAUUUUCGAUUGGUGGCUUUGCAGCGCUAUUUAGUGCGGAAUGCUUAAGACCACCUGGCAACACUGUGCGCAGCGGACAACUACAGUUCAGGCCCUCCAUUUCAAUUGUACUUUUUUCAUGUAGACGGAACUAGUAAAUAAAUACAACAAACUACAAAGAGAAUGCAAUUAUCACUUUAAUAGCAUGUAUGUUAGUGCUUGGCGCCACAGCCCGUGAACGG
Molecule: messenger RNA, 2658 nt
Organism: Gryllus bimaculatus (two-spotted cricket)
Lineage: Eukaryota; Metazoa; Arthropoda; Insecta; Orthoptera; Gryllidae
Source: the annotation of a GenBank genome assembly